CCACUUCGAGAAAAAUCCAACACCCAACACAAUUGCUUUUAUUAAUAAUCUGAAAUUCUGAAUCCCCCAUACCCAUUUUAUUAUUCAAAUCUUUCAUUACGUUUAAUUGUAUCACAUUAAAAACCCAACCACAAUCUGGUUUUAUUGCUAAAAUGGUGAUCAGGAUACUUAUUGCUCACAGAUGUAAAGCAUUCACAUUAUUCCCAAACAGUUCCCUCCUCUCUUUCUCUCUCAGUCUCAGCCUUUGUUUCUCAGCACAGCUUGCUAUUUGGUUGUAGGGUUUUUGGCUGCAACCCCAAAUUUCUCUUCUUGAUGAAUUGAAAUUUGGGGUUUUGAGGGGUUUCAGGUUGCUCACGGUGCAUUUGGAUCUUCUGGGUCUAAAAGUUUUCACCUUUUUCAAGUGAUUUAGUUUCUGGGUCUUAAAGGGUUCACAUUUUUCAGUAUUGGGUUUCUUCUGGGACUUGUGGGGUUUAUGGGUGUGGUUACUUUACAGUGAGGUGGGUUUCAGCUGUGGAAUAGAGAAGAAAAUCUUGUGAAACUGUUUUGGGGUGUUGAUCAGUGUGUUGUGCUGCCUUGAGCUCUCAGGAGGUUCUGGUUUUUGGUGGCUUCUGGUUUAAUGCUACGAAAUGCUGGAGGAAUUUGCUGAACUUUGAGAAGUUUUGUGGGUUCUGAUCUCUCUGGAAGUUUUACUAAAGGUGAUUUCUUGAUCUGCUGUGAGUUGUAUGAAAAUCUUAGCUCCAGUACCUUGAGACUAAUUUACUUUCAUCAUCUCUACACUGCUUUUAGGUAAGGUUUUUGAGUAGCAAAGUUUCUAGUUUUACUGUUCUGAGUUUCUGGGUUGUGUAAAAUUCACUGUUUAAAAGCCAGGCUUGAAUUUUUGGGUUCUUUGCUUAGAUCUUGAGUAUGCUUACAAGAUUGUAGCUCAGAAUGGAUCUGAGAAACAUGAAAGGCUAACCAAUUUCUGGUGUUAUUGUUCAGAAGUCAGUGCAUAUCUACUGGUAGGUCUUACAGAUCAUCCAUAUUGACCUUCGAUCAGAAAUGUGUUAUUUCUGGAGCGUGUGUUCUAGGUAGGUCAAGUUACUAACUGUUCUGGUGUCAAUUUGGGGUUUAAGGAGUUAAUUGAGAAAGAAGCGUGGGGGUAUAUAAGACCAGCCUAUUUGUUGAGGAAGUAGUUGAUUAUGGAUUUCUUCAAAGUUAAGAAGUUUAGAAAAGCUCACAAACCAGACCCAGAAAAUGAGUUAGAGGACAAUCCUGUGCCAGAGGAACCAAAGGAGAAUGGUGGUGAUGAAAAAGGCAAGGCCGUUAAUGUUGAUCCUAUAGCUGAAGCUGACGAUGACGAUGAUGAUUUCAUAACAGAGGAAGUCAAGAGAAGGUUAAAAGAAUUGCGAAGGAAUAGUUUUAUGGUAUUGAUCCCGGAAGAAGAGUCAUGUGCUGAAGAGGAGGAGGAAGAAGAAGAGCAGGGAGAGACGAGCUCCAAUGAGUGGAGGGAUGUAGAAGCUGAGGGUCGGCAAUGGUGGUGUGGCUUUGGUGCUGUAUAUGACAAAUACUGUGAGAGGAUGUUGUUCUUUGAACGGAUGAGCACACAGCAGCUUAAGGAAGGCAUCCAAACCCCUACAACUCCAUCACCAAGAUCUGCAUCUAAGAAGCUUUCCUCUCCUUUUCGCUGUCUCUCUUUGAAGAAGAUUGAAGAACCUAAUGACGAGACUGAGCAUCUCCAGCAGCCAGAGAUGGACCCUUAUCAUGAUAUUGAGACAUCAUAUGUAGCUCAAGUUUGCUUGUCUUGGGAGGCACUGCACUGUCAAUACACUCAACUGAAUCAGCUAAUCUCAUGCCAACCUGAAAAUCCCACCUCCUACAACCACAGUGCUCAACAGUUUCAACAAUUUCAGGUUUUAUUACAAAGGUUUAUUGAAAAUGAACCUUUUGAGGAGGGUCUCAGGCCAGAAAUUUAUGCUCGCACGCAGAGAGUUCUGCCUAAACUACUCCGGGUCCCUAAUAUACAAGGUCCAAUUAAUAAAGGGAAAGAAGAAGAAGAGUCAGAUUCCAUGAUUCUUGCCCCUGAUCUGAUCAAGAUUAUUGAAACCUCAAUCCUCACAUUUCUACUUUUCCUGAAGAUGGAUAAGAAAAAAACAAGCGCUGGUCUUAGCUUAUUUGGAAAUCAAAACCAUGCUACCCCACUUCAGCAGAUUCAAACUUCACUGGAUAAGAAAUGGAUGAAAUUAAAGGAACUUCGUAAAAAGAGGAAAAGUUGGAAGAAGUCAUGGCCGCAAUCACAAGAAGAUGUUCAGCUGUUGUUUAGCCUCACUGAUGCAAAGGUUUUGUCAAGGGUUCUCCGGAUGGGAAGAAUUAGUAAAGAGCAGCUAUUUUGGUGCGAGGAAAAGAUGAAAAAGCUAGAUUUGGUGGAUGGCAAGUUGUGGAGAGACCCCUCUCCCACCCUUUUCCCUUGUUAAUAUCUGCCAGGAAUGGUGACUAAGCAGCAUUGAUCUGUUUGAUGGUAAACUGCAGAUUUUAGCUCUUUCUCAUAUGUCUGUGUUUUCGUUUAUGUGCUGCAAGGAAUUUUAUCCUCUGGCGACUAAAUUUGCCAACUCUGUACACCUAGACUACUCUCUGUGUAUGAAUAUUAAGAGGAAUUUGCCUUUUGCCAGUAAGACUAGAAGAGUCCA
Messenger RNA from Rosa rugosa (rugosa rose), 2663 nucleotides. RefSeq lists its product as uncharacterized. The record is from RefSeq and is a predicted model, not a curated record. The coding region runs from base 1179 to 2450 and encodes 423 amino acids. The transcript is spliced from 4 exons. Lineage: Eukaryota; Viridiplantae; Streptophyta; Magnoliopsida; Rosales; Rosaceae.